UAAAGUGCAUGAGUAAAUUGCAUAAUGUAGAUGGCGUUGCGAUUAUUAACAACAACAAUGUGUUUUAUUGGCGGUGUUUGUUCAUUACAUAUAAUUUAGCUGUCAUUAGAAUAAAAAUAUCGAAAAGUUUAUGAAUAUUGGUUCAGAAACAGAAUGUGAUGAAAAAAGAAAAAUUAUAUAUUCCUUAGUCAGAUAUGUUCACUGUUGUUUGAAUAUCUCGUAAUAAUUAUUAAUUUAUGUAUAUAUGCAGCUAUUUUCCUUUGUUAUCGGUGUUAUAAAAGAUAGACGUAAAUCGUUUUAAUUAUUUUAAAAGCAAAUGUGUAACGAAAAGGAAAAUACAGUGAUGCGUGCCGAUAUAUUGGAAAGAGAACCAUCGUGACGCGCUUGCGGCUUCAAUUAAAAACAGUUUGUUGUCACCGUAUAAUGACUUCUUUCGUACAGUUUGAUAAACUUGGGAUUACUUUAUCAUAACCUGUUAUGCUUUGAAAGAUUUCAAAAUGAUUUCCAAAACUGUGUGCAUCACACAGGAAGGGUCAGCAAAUGCAUUAGCACUUAAUAAAGAUAAUAGUCAAGUUGUUAUAGCAGGACGUAAUGUUUUCAAAAUAUUUACGUUAUUAGAGGAUAGAUUUGAAGAAGCUUGUAACUUGCGAGUAGGAAAGAAUUUAAAUUUAAAUUUUUCUUGUAAUGACAUUGCUUGGAAUUUGAUUGAUGAUCAUAUAUUAGCCUCAGCUGCUACGAAUGGUGCAGUAGUAGUUUGGAACUUAAACAAAUCAUCUAGAUCCAAGCAAGAACAUGUUUUUAUUGAUCAUAAAAGAACAGUAAAUAAAGUAAGUUUUCAUAUGACAGAACCUAUGUGGCUAAUAUCUGGCUCACAAGAUGGUACUAUGAAGUGUUUUGAUUUACGGAUAAAAGAAGCUACUAGAACUUUUUAUAGUAAUACAGAAUCAGUACGCGAUGUACAGUUUUGUCCCCAUUCACCACAUACCUUUGCCGCUGUUUCUGAAAAUGGACAUGUACAACAGUGGGAUUUACGUAAACCAGAGCGUUACUUUCAACAUUUUACUGCUCACAGUGGUCCCAUAUUUGCUUGUGAUUGGCACCCUGAAACUAAUUGGCUUGCAACAGCUUCCAGGGACAAAACCAUUAAGGUUUGGGAUUUAUUAGGUAAACCUAGUUGUGAUUAUGUUAUACAUACGAUAGCGUCGGUAGGUCGAAUAAAAUGGAGACCGCAAAGGAAAUACCAUAUAUCGAGCUGUGCUCUCGUCGUCGAUUGUAGUAUAAAUGUUUGGGAUAUCCGUAGACCAUAUAUACCUUUUGCAAGCUUUAAUGAACACAAAGAUGUUCCAACUGGUGUGGCAUGGAGAGGCAAUCCUCAAUCGUUUUUAUCAACUAGCAGGGAUUGCACGUUGUAUCAUCAUGUGUUCAAAGAUGCUACUAGACCAGCAAGUAAAGCGAAUCCACAAGGUAUUGCAUUGAAUCCAAAAGGAGAUAUUGCAUAUGCAUGUAAAGUAAAUGUUAAUGUUCAAACCACAAUGAAACAAUUGACUAACAUAAUGAGGAAAACACCUGCAACAAAUGAUACAUUUUGUAUGGCAUCUAGUGUUAUGCAUAGAUUUUCCGUGAAUAUGCCACGAGAACCAAAGUGGUUUAAAGCUUGCGCGGAAGGUUACUUGCUGUCCGGAAGAUUAAACGAUAUUUGUGAUCAUAAUGCCACUGUUGCUAGAAAUGCUGGUCGAAAUGAUAUAAGUACAGUAUGGAGCAUCAUAAAAACUUUAUACGCCAAUCCUAUGGGAUCUAUUUUAAAAACACCUCCAACUGCUUCCAAAGAAGAUAUAGUGAAUACAUUAAAUUUAGCACAGAUUACAAUAGGACCCGGUAUAGAUCAAUCGAGUGCAGGUCAUGAAAAUGAUGUGAAGUCUUUACAAGGAGAAAUAACUGGCGCAACCAGCGGAGGUGACGAUGAGACCGAGACUGAUGAAACGCCGGAAAAUCAACAUUCAAUAGGUUCUAUGCUACCUAGUUACAAGCGAGCAUUUGUUGAUCACAAAGGACCAUCUAAGGGAGAUUUUUUAUUCGGAGAAAGCGAAUUCGAGCCAGUGACAAUGGAAUACACUUCCAGUUAUAUGCAUAAUAUCAUGACGAACGAUAACGAUUGGACGUUGUCCAAAGAAGCUUUUCCAUUACGGCACGAGAUAAAAGAUAGAUCUCCGCCGCCGGAGCAAUUCCCUAAUCACCCACCGGAUAUCAACGAAGAUUGUGCUUCGUUAAUGAUCGAGGAUCAGCCAAGUCAAUUAAUAGUUUCCAAUAUACCCAAACCGCAAUUCUGGGAUCCUACGAACUUAAUCGAAGAGGCUUUAAAACAUCAUGCGGCGCUCAGAGAUAUACAGACUUCUGCAUCGAUUCUGAUCGCGUUAGGAGAGAAACGGAAAGGUUUAAAUAUUGAAACUGCUGUCCAAGAACAUUGGAUACUAGAAUAUUUAGACAUGCUUGCAAGGUUUAAGCUGUGGAACGUUGCUACUCAGAUAAUUCAGUCGGUCUGGAUUCCAUCCGUGUCACAGUUGAAUCAGCAGUCAACGAUAAUACACGCUUGUUGUUUAACUUGUACAAAACCAUUGCAAAGGGCAGCAUGGUUCUGUGAUCGAUGUCACUCGUCCCAUCAUGCGCUCUGCUCUGUUUGUCAUCAGGUUGUUCGAGGGAUAUACGUGUGGUGUCAAGGAUGUACGCAUGGAGGUCACGUCGUUCACAUGAACGAGUGGUUUAGUUGUAACCGACAGUGUCCCACGGGUUGCGGUCACAUGUGCGAAUAUACUUAAAUUUUAUGCCGAUGACUAUGACGUACUACCGUUGUAAGUUUUGCUUGUAUUCCGUAAGGAUUGUAAAAUGAGACUUAACGAAUUACCAAAUCAAAAGAUUAAAUUAUUUAUUAAUUAUAUUUUUGUAAUUUAUGGAGUAAAUUCUGUAAUUCUAAAGUA
Megachile rotundata (alfalfa leafcutting bee) is the source of this 2972-nucleotide messenger RNA. It is a transcript of the gene Wdr24, whose product is annotated as WD repeat domain 24. Lineage: Eukaryota; Metazoa; Arthropoda; Insecta; Hymenoptera; Megachilidae. Gene Ontology annotation, cellular component: cytosol; GATOR2 complex; vacuolar membrane. Gene Ontology annotation, molecular function: protein binding. The record is from RefSeq and is a predicted model, not a curated record. Gene Ontology annotation, biological process: cellular response to amino acid starvation; positive regulation of macroautophagy; positive regulation of TORC1 signaling.